This is a messenger RNA of Gekko japonicus, 1130 nucleotides long. Its product is annotated as ETS translocation variant 4-like. Gene Ontology annotation, molecular function: DNA-binding transcription factor activity, RNA polymerase II-specific; sequence-specific DNA binding. The record is from RefSeq and is a predicted model, not a curated record. Gene Ontology annotation, cellular component: nucleus. NCBI's taxonomy places the organism in Eukaryota, Metazoa, Chordata, Lepidosauria, Squamata, Gekkonidae. Gene Ontology annotation, biological process: cell differentiation; regulation of transcription by RNA polymerase II. The transcript is spliced from 6 exons. The coding region runs from base 12 to 869 and encodes 285 amino acids.
ACUCAAAUUUCAUGAGCUCCCAAGGCCCAGCCCAGGCUAUACCUGGCCGGACGUACCUUAUGGAACACAGAUCCUUGUACCAGCUGCCUACUGAGACGGGCCAAUCCUUCUCCACCUCGCAAGGCUUGGGAGCAGAAGCCCCGGCUGCAUGCCAGCGCCCGUUGUCUGCCCCAUGCCUGCCAUACCCCCCACAGGGCUUCAAGCAAGAGUUCCAUGACCCGAUGUAUGAGCAGGCAAAUGCGGCUGCCGGCAGCGCCCGGUACACGGCAGGGAUGGUGAUCAAGCAAGAGCAGAUGGAUUAUGGUUUCGAUGCAGGAUAUGGUUACGAGAAGCAGAUGCGGCCAUUUGCGGACGAUGUUUGCGUUGUCCCAGAGAAGCUUGAAGGAGACAUCAAGCAAGAAGUGGGCACCUACCGCGAGGGGCCUCCUUAUCAACGGCGGGGGUCUCUACAGCUCUGGCAGUUCCUUGUGGCGUUACUGGAUGACCCCAGCAACUCCCACUUCAUCGCUUGGACAGGCCGAGGGAUGGAGUUCAAACUCAUUGAACCAGAAGAGGUGGCACGGCUUUGGGGUAUCCAGAAGAACCGCCCGGCGAUGAACUAUGACAAGCUGAGUCGGUCUCUUCGUUACUAUUAUGAGAAGGGAAUUAUGCAAAAGGUGGCUGGCGAGCGUUACGUGUACAAGUUUGUUUGUGAGCCCGAAGCUCUCUUCUCGCUGGCCUUUCCCGACAAUCAACGACCAUCCCUGAAGGCAGAGUUUGAGUGGCACAUCAGCGAAGAAGACACGGUGCCUCUCUCCCACUUAGAUGAGGGGGUGGCCUACCUGCAAGAUCUUGGGGGACAGCCUUACGGCAAAGGCUACACGUACUGACAGGACAGACGGUUCUGACAUGGGCCGAGUUUGUGUGUACAUAUAUAUCAAGAUCUUUGCCAUUAAUCACCAGUAUAGAUAUUGCCUACCCUCUCCUAGGGUUGGAGCAAAAUGUACAGUGGUACACCUUGGGGAGACGGGACCGAGGGCAGAGUUUGGGCGUGGGUUCCAGUCCCACCCCUAGCCAUAGACUCAGUGGGAUGACGCUGGAGCGAGUCGCUUCCCUCUCUUUUUUCAGCAUCCAUUCCUAAGGAGUACCUA